CUCUCUCGUCGUGAUUUAGGGUUUUUCUUCUUCUUGUCCACCGAAGCUUGAGGGAGAGAGAGAAUUGAAACGUCGGGAGCAAUGGCGAGCACCAAAGUUCAAAGGAUUAUGACCCAACCUAUCGUGCGUGGAUCUUCUCUGUUAUUGUUUCGACCUAAUUUUUCCUUUUGUUUUUUUUGCCGGCGGCGGAUCCAGAACUUGAUUUUUAGGUUUCUUCAAAGCAAAGCUAGGAUCCAGAUUUGGCUUUUUGAGCAGAAAGAUUUGAGGAUUGAAGGAAGAAUCACUGGGUUUGACGAAUACAUGAACCUAGUGUUGGAUGAAGCUGAAGAAGUGAGCAUCAAGAAGAACACCAGAAAACAACUUGGAAGGAUUCUUCUUAAAGGAGACAACAUAACGCUGAUGAUGAACACGGGAAAGUGAUGACUAUUCUCUCAAGAAAAACUCUCAAGGAUUAGUACAUGGGCUUUUCGAUUAUAUCCAAAGCUUUUGCCAAGUAUAUGUUGAGUUGAGCUCCUCUUCUUCUUCAGUUAACUGACAAUGCCUUCUUCUCUUCGUUAUCGUGUAAUAUUGCAAUUUAGUAAGUUAGUAGCAAGGUUUGAGAAAUUAUGGAGUUUGGUGGAAUCUUAAGGAUGGUAUUGCCUCUUUUUGGUUAAUGGAAAUUACUAUUUUCGGGAAGAUUGAAA
Messenger RNA from Brassica rapa (field mustard), 683 nucleotides. Its product is annotated as small nuclear ribonucleoprotein E. Gene Ontology annotation, biological process: mRNA splicing, via spliceosome. Gene Ontology annotation, molecular function: RNA binding. Gene Ontology annotation, cellular component: spliceosomal complex. The record is from RefSeq and is a predicted model, not a curated record. Lineage: Eukaryota; Viridiplantae; Streptophyta; Magnoliopsida; Brassicales; Brassicaceae.